CACGCCUGUCCCUGUCGCGCUCGCCCGGGCCGCCCGGAGCCCAGAUGAGCCCAGAUGGCUGGGGCUCAGCCUGGAGUGCACGCCUUGCAACUCAAGCCCGUGUGCGUGUCCGACAGCCUCAAGAAGGGCACCAAAUUCGUCAAGUGGGAUGAUGACUCCACUAUUGUUACUCCGAUUAUUUUGAGGACUGACCCUCAGGGAUUCUUCUUUUACUGGACAGAUCAAAAUAAGGAGACGGAGCUGUUAGAUCUCAGCCUUGUCAAGGAUGCCAGAUGUGGGAAACAUGCCAAAGCUCCCAAGGACCCUAAGUUACGUGAACUUUUGGAUGUGGGGAACAUUGGACGCCUAGAGCAUCGCAUGAUAACUGUGGUCUAUGGGCCAGACUUGGUUAACAUCUCCCAUUUGAAUCUCGUUGCUUUUCAAGAAGAAGUGGCUAAGGAAUGGACAAAUGAGGUUUUCAGUUUGGCAACAAACCUGCUGGCCCAAAACAUGUCCAGGGAUGCAUUUCUGGAAAAAGCCUAUACUAAACUUAAGCUCCAAGUCACUCCAGAAGGACGCAUUCCUCUCAAAAAUGUAUACCGCUUGUUUUCAGCUGACCGCAAGCGGGUUGAAACUGCUUUAGAGGCUUGUAGUCUUCCAUCGUCAAGGAAUGAGUCAAUACCUCAUGAAGACUUCACUCCAGAAGUAUACAGAGUUUUCCUGAACAACCUUUGCCCUCGGCCAGAAAUCGAUAACAUCUUUUCUGAAUUUGGUGCCAAAAGCAAACCAUACCUUACUGUUGAUCAGAUGAUGGAUUUUAUCAACCUUAAACAGCGAGAUCCCCGGCUCAAUGAAAUCCUUUACCCACCUUUAAAACAAGAACAAGUUCAAGUAUUGAUUGAGAAGUAUGAACCUAAUGAUAGCCUCGCAAAAAAAGGACAGAUAUCAGUGGAUGGAUUCAUGCGCUACCUAAGUGGGGAAGAAAAUGGAGUUGUUUCACCUGAGAAACUGGAUUUGAAUGAAGACAUGUCUCAGCCUCUGUCUCACUAUUUCAUUAACUCCUCACACAACACCUACCUCACAGCUGGCCAGUUGGCUGGAAACUCCUCUGUAGAGAUGUAUCGCCAAGUGCUUCUGUCUGGUUGUCGUUGUGUGGAGCUGGAUUGCUGGAAGGGACGGACUGCAGAAGAGGAACCUGUCAUCACACAUGGAUUCACCAUGACAACUGAAAUAUCCUUCAAGGAAGUGAUAGAAGCCAUCGCGGAGUGUGCAUUUAAGACGUCACCUUUUCCCAUCCUCCUUUCCUUUGAGAACCACGUGGAUUCCCCAAAACAGCAAGCCAAGAUGGCAGAGUACUGCCGACUGAUAUUUGGGGAUUCCCUUCUCAUGGAACCACUGGAAAAAUACCCACUGGAAUCUGGAGUUCCUCUUCCAAGCCCCAUGGACUUGAUGUACAAAAUUUUGGUGAAAAAUAAAAAGAAAUCACACAAGUCAUCGGAAGGAAGUGGCAAAAAGAAGCUGUCGGAACAAGCCUCCAACACUUGCAGUGACUCCUCCAGUGUCUUCGAGCCCUCGUCUCCGGGAGCUGGGGAAGCUGACACCGAUAGUGACGACGAUGAUGAUGACGAUGACUGUAAAAAGUCUUCUAUGGAUGAGGGGACUGCUGGGAGCGAAGCCAUGGCCACAGAAGAGAUGUCUAACCUGGUGAACUAUAUUCAGCCGGUCAAGUUUGAGUCAUUUGAAAUUUCAAAAAAGAGAAAUAAAAGUUUCGAAAUGUCAUCCUUCGUGGAAACUAAAGGACUUGAGCAGCUUACGAAGUCUCCAGUGGAAUUUGUAGAAUAUAACAAAAUGCAGUUGAGCAGAAUAUAUCCAAAAGGAACUCGUGUGGAUUCCUCCAACUAUAUGCCUCAGCUUUUCUGGAAUGCAGGUUGUCAGAUGGUUGCACUUAACUUCCAAACAGUGGAUUUAGCUAUGCAAAUAAAUAUGGGGAUGUAUGAAUACAAUGGGAAAAGUGGCUACAGAUUAAAGCCGGAGUUCAUGAGGAGACCUGACAAGCAUUUUGAUCCAUUUACUGAAGGCAUUGUAGAUGGGAUAGUGGCCAACACCUUAUCUGUUAAGAUAAUUUCAGGUCAAUUUCUUUCUGAUAAGAAAGUUGGAACCUAUGUGGAAGUGGAUAUGUUUGGUUUGCCUGUGGACACAAGGAGGAAGGCAUUUAAAACCAAGACGUCACAAGGAAAUGCAGUCAAUCCUGUCUGGGAAGAAGAACCCAUUGUGUUCAAAAAGGUGGUGCUUCCUUCUCUAGCCUGUCUAAGGAUAGCAGUUUAUGAAGAAGGAGGCAAAUUUAUCGGCCACCGGAUCUUGCCAGUGCAAGCAAUUCGCCCAGGCUACCACUAUGUUAGUCUAAGGAAUGAAAGGAACCAGCCUCUGAUGCUGCCAGCUGUUUUUGUCAACAUCGAAGUGAAAGACUAUGUGCCAGACACGUAUGCAGAUGUAAUUGAAGCUUUGUCAAACCCAAUUCGAUAUGUGAAUCUGAUGGAGCAGAGAGCUAAGCAACUGGCGGCUUUGACUCUAGAAGAUGAAGAAGAAAUAAAGAAAGAGGCUGAUCCUGGGGAAACACCAUCAGAGGCCCCGAGUGAAGCCAGGACAACUCCAGCAGAAAACGGAGUGAACCAUACUACAUCGCUUGCACCCAAACCACCCUCCCAAGCUAUCCAUAGCCAGCCAGCUCCAGGUUCUGUAAAGGCACCUGCCAAAACAGAGGAUCUUAUCCAGAGCGUUCUAACAGAAGUGGAAGCUCAGACUAUUGAAGAACUCAAGCAACAGAAGGCAUUUGUGAAACUUCAAAAGAAGCACUACAAAGAAAUGAAAGACCUCGUUAAGAGACAUCACAAGAAGACCACUGACCUUAUCAAAGAACACACUACAAAAUAUAAUGAAAUUCAGAAUGACUACUUGCGGAGGAGGGCAGCCUUGGAAAAGACUGCCAAAAAGGAUAGUAGGAAAAAACCCGAGCCCAGCAGUCCUGAAUCAUCAACGAUUGAGCAAGAUCUUGCUGCCCUGGAUGCUGAAAUGACCCAAAAGUUAAUAGAUCUGAAGGACAAACAACAGCAACAACUACUUAACCUUCGGCAAGAGCAGUAUUACAGUGAAAAAUACCAGAAGCGAGAACAUAUUAAACUGCUUAUUCAGAAGUUGACAGAUGUGGCUGAAGAGUGUCAGAACAAUCAGUUAAAGAAGCUCAAGGAAAUCUGUGAGAAAGAAAAGAAGGAAUUAAAAAAGAAAAUGGAUAAAAAGAGACAAGAGAAGAUUACAGAAGCUAAAUCGAAAGACAAAAGCCAGAUGGAAGAGGAGAAGACAGAGAUGAUCCGCUCAUAUAUCCAGGAGGUGGUACAGUACAUCAAGAGAUUAGAAGAGGCACAAAGUAAACGGCAAGAAAAACUUGUAGAGAAACACAAGGAGAUACGUCAGCUGAUUCUGGAAGAAAAGCCCAAGGGGGACGAUUCCUCCUCAUUCUUGUCGGAAACUUGCCAUGAGGAUCCCUCUGUCUCCCCCAACUUUACUCCCCCCAACCCUCAAGCUCCCAAGUGGUGACCACCGUCCUUCCAGCCAGCUACAGACGGAACUGGAGCAAGAGUACCAAGACAAGUUCAAAAGGCUGCCCCUGGAGAUUUUGGAGUUUGUGCAAGAAGCCAUGAAAGGAAAGAUCAGUGAAGACAGCAAUCACAGCUCUGCCCUCCCAUCUCAGGCCCCAGAUCCUGGAAAACUGAACCACAAGCCUCCCUCCAGUGAAGAACUGGAAGGAGAUAAAGGAAAAGAGUUUGAUACUCCUCUGUGAUUGUUCCUG
This is a messenger RNA of Chrysochloris asiatica (Cape golden mole), 3823 nucleotides long. Its product is annotated as 1-phosphatidylinositol 4,5-bisphosphate phosphodiesterase beta-1-like. The record is from RefSeq and is a predicted model, not a curated record. NCBI's taxonomy places the organism in Eukaryota, Metazoa, Chordata, Mammalia, Afrosoricida, Chrysochloridae. The transcript is spliced from 33 exons. Bases 55 to 3570 code for a protein of 1171 amino acids. Gene Ontology annotation, biological process: memory; phosphatidylinositol-mediated signaling; lipid catabolic process. Gene Ontology annotation, molecular function: phosphatidylinositol-4,5-bisphosphate phospholipase C activity; calcium ion binding; calmodulin binding. Gene Ontology annotation, cellular component: nuclear speck; cytoplasm.